Messenger RNA from Linum trigynum, 2418 nucleotides. The record is from the annotation of a GenBank genome assembly. Lineage: Eukaryota; Viridiplantae; Streptophyta; Magnoliopsida; Malpighiales; Linaceae.
AUGACGGGGGUUGUGCAGCAGGAGGCUCGCCUCGAGAAGCAGAUAGAGAAGCAAAUGGGUUGCAUGGCUGGCUUCCUUCAGAUCUUUGAUCGCCAUCAGAUUCUCGCCGGCAAACGCCUCUACUCCAACAAACGCCUUCCUCCAUCGGCGGUCGCUGAUUCGACUCCGGAACUGGAGAAGACAAUGAUGGAUUCUCCUGCGGAAAAAAUGUCCCCGGAUUCGGAGAAGCAGCAGCGGCACUUUGAAUCUAGAUCAAUGACUUCCCCGGACAAGUUCAAGCAAUCCCCGGCGGUUGUGCCGGAGCCCCCACAGUCCCCGGCUCCGGAAGCUUCGCCUCCCGGCGAUGCUCCUCCUUCCAAAUCGCCACUUCCUCUCCCUGUGUUCGAUAGAACAAAGUCGUCGUGGAAAUUUAACAAAGAGGCUCCGAGGCUUUCACUAGACAGCAGAGCCACAGUCGAUGCCAAAGGACGACUCAAGCCCAGAGAGCUCCGAACAACCGCAGCAAUGCUAUCGGCGAAAAAUCGAGACAAGGACGGCGGCGAAGAGGCGGACGACAGCGAGAAGCAACAGAACCGAUCACCGAGCGUGAUUGCCAAAUUGAUGGGGCUGGAACGUCUGCCUGAAUCUGAUCUAGAGCCGGCGGAGAAGCAACCCGAAUUAAGGAGAUCCGCAUCGGAGUCAAGAGCGAACAGAGAUCUCCUCCAGUACCGAUUCAUUGACGGCGUUAAUUUCCAGCUGAAGCAGUCAGCGCAGUCGCAGCACCAUCAAAAUCUGCAGCAGAACAGUGCGGCCAGAGAUUCUGCGGCGAAGGUUCCGAAAGAGUACAAUGCUGUACGGCACGGCAGAGUCGAAACAGUAGCGAGACAGCCAAACAGAGGAAUUGCGCAGAGGAAGAGCUUUUUCGACUCUGCCGAUUUCUUCCCGGAGCCGAAGCAGACCGUUUGCAUAUACGGCGAGAUCGAGAAGAGGCUUAGAAUGAGAGGGAUCGAUGAGCCUUCGAAAGAUCUCGAAACUCUCAAGCAAAUCCUGGAGGCUCUGCAGCUGAAAGGCCUGCUGCAUUCGAAGAAGCCGCCGCCCCUGGCGAACCAAAUCGGCGGCCGGAACUUCGUGUACGACGGAGGCUUCGAAGAUUCGCCAAUAGUUGUGAUGAAGCCAACCAGAUCGACCUCACCUAGGAACCGGGGAACAAUCGGCAGCGAUUCUCCGCCAGCGAGUUUGAGAGCGAGAUACGGCCUCCGGCGAGAUUCCAGUUUCUCCAGCGAGCCUUCGCCGGCGGUCAGCCCCAGGCGGGAUCGGCCGGAGAUCGAAAGGAACGCGCGGAGCAACGCCAGAGGUAGGAAUUCCAGCUCGCCGACGCGAAGCGAGAGCGGCGCCAAGAGUCCGUUGAGGAGGAGACCGUUGAGCGUUGAAACACAGAGGAGAAUCGGGAACGAUUCGGUUCAGCAGAGACGCGUAUCUCCCGUUCAGUCUCCGAAGAUGGCGUCGAGAAGAAGCGGACCGGAGCAGACGACCAAUCAAUCGCCGAGGAGCAGGAGAAGGGCGGCGGCGGAAGAUGAAUCAUCCACCGUUUCAGAGAGCAGCUUAAUCAGCUCCACUUCCCAUUCCGACGCCGGCGAGAGGCCGAAGGCGGCAGAGGAACACAGAGAAGGCAGAGAUAUACUGGAGAGAUGCGACAAGCUGCUCAACAGCAUUGCAGAGAUGAACGCCGAGUUGCAGCCGAGUCCGGUUUCGGUUCUGGACUCGUCGUUGUACAAGGAGGAAUCUUGGCCUUCCCCCGUGAUGAAACGGAACGUCGAUUUCAAAGGUCAAUAUCUAACGGAAUCAGACGAAGACACAUGGAGCCCGGCGGCGGCAGCAGCAGCUGGUGAGCCCGAAGACUGCGAGUUCACGUACGUCUCCGACGUCCUCCGCGCUUCCAGUUACCUACCGGAAGACUCCGACGUGUUCCUGCUGCUGGAGAAACAGCAGUACCUCCGAGGGAAAGACACCUCCAAGAGUUCUAGACUGCAGAGGAGGCUCAUCUUCGACACCAUCAACGAAAUCCUGGAGAAGAAGAGACAGCUGCCUCCAUGGAAGGCCGUUGCUUCCUCCACCAGCUCGUCGGCGAAGAGCCAGCAAGCAGCGUCCCUGAACCAAAUAUGGUCGGAGUUCCAGAGGAUGCAGGCGAGGGAAUCGUCGCCGUCGUCGGCGGAGGACUUGUUCGAGGUGAUCUGUGGCGUGCUGAGGAAGGACCUGGCAGGGGAUGCGGUGAACGGAUGGGCGGAUUCCCCUGUUGAGAUGUCGGAAGCGGUGUUGGACAUGGAGAGGCUAAUUUUCAAGGAUUUGAUCGGCGAGACCAUCCGGGACGUGGCUGCUUUUGCCGGCAGAUGUGCUCAACCGGCCUUGGCCGCCCUCCCCCGCCGGAAGUUGGUUUUCUGA